Diuraphis noxia (Russian wheat aphid) is the source of this 4917-nucleotide messenger RNA. RefSeq lists its product as uncharacterized. Lineage: Eukaryota; Metazoa; Arthropoda; Insecta; Hemiptera; Aphididae. The record is from RefSeq and is a predicted model, not a curated record.
UACGGUCAAAGACUUUACAAUUUAAUUUUUAUCAUAAUAAUUCACCUAUUCAGUAAUUCAGUAUUCAUGAGUUCAUGAAAUCAUGACGUUCAAUAACAAUAAUAUGGAGUGUUUUGAUUAAUCGAUUGCCAUUGCUCAUUUCACGUUGUAAAAAUUGUUUUAUUUUUUUUWAAAUUUUUUAUGGGUAGACACCAGAUAAUAAACAAUCAUAACAAAUUUGAGAUUUUUCUUUCAUGUGUGUUACGUUUAGAUGUCACAUAGUUGUGCUUUAUAAUUUCCGUGAAUAUAAAAUUAAAACGUAAAAACUAUAGUCCUUUUAUAUUUUCCGACGAGAAGUAAAUUGGCGAAAAAAGUAUCUUGUUUCUCUGUUAUUCAAAACAAAUUGCUAUCAAGAUUUUUGGAAAAGAUCAAUUACUUAAUAAUUAGUAUUAAAGAAGUUUUGAAGAUCAAUUUUAUGCAAGUUGUUUAAAAUCCACUACAUAAGAAAGAUCCUUCAAUUGAAGUUACUAGAAGAGCAUAAUUUCUGAUAAGAUUUGAUCUUGAGUGCAGUGAUAAAACUAUAAAUUAUUUUAUUUUUGCAAGAUAAAUUUUGUUUUUUAUCAAGUGUUUGUUUUACAACUUUGCUAUUUCAAUGCAUUAUCAAAAUUUUAAUGAUUUUGAUAUCGAAUCAAGUUUUCAAGAAGAUGAGAAUGUUGUCAUUGACAAACCUUUUACUCCUGCCAAACCUCUAAAAUCAGCAUCUCCACCGCCAGUACGUUCAACAUUUAAGGCUCCCUCCAAUUUAUCUCGAGAAGAACAGUUGUUAUCUACGGUUGUUCACUUGGAUAAUGGUACAACUGGAUAUUUAAUAACUUUAAACAAAACAACAGGAUCAUGGUCAUGUCACGCUUGUUAUCCAUUCAAAGUUCCAUCUCUGUCAUUGCUCGAAGAACAUUUAACCAACAAAAUGCAUUUGUUAGAAAUGGGAAAAUCUUGUUUUCCCGCAAAAAACUUUAUCCGAGCAUCUUCAGAAACUGGGAUAAGUGUUGGUAUGCCAUCAAUGGUAUCGGGUGAACCAAUACCACCAGGAAUGGAAGACGAAGUGGUUAAUGUGUUGGCCCGUAUUCAAGCUACAUUGGAUUCAAUUUUUGUACCAUUAAUAGGCAUAGAAUUUAUUCUUGAAUUAUUACCGUCUGAACCAACUGAAGAACCUAGGUACAUGUGUGCAUUGUGUGACAAACGAGGUGAUCCAAGAACUUUUCCUAAUCACUUGCGAAGCUUUAAUCAUCACAUGGCGUAUUUGCGAAGAUAUUUUAGAUCAUUAGCCAGUGCAUUGGAAAAAUUAAACAAAGUGUCUUCUAAAGGAUUUCAAGAAUUAGUAUUUCAUGUUAUUGGGAAAAUAGAAGAAACCUAUGGCCGAAUGAAACCAAUAGUGGUUGAUGCAAGUCUAUUUGAUUUAUCUACUGAAAAAAUAAAAAUCUUAAGACAAGUAAAUAAUGGAAAACAUAUCAUGGAAAGUCAAGAAGACCUAUGGAUGUUAGAUAUGAUAAAGCCAGAAUUUGUUGAAAAUCCUUCACUUUUACAAGAAAAAUUUCCUUUAAAAAAAAUAACUGAAAAAAAUAAACGUGAAGAAGAAGAAAAACAAAAGGCAAUUAAAGCUGAAACGUCAUUUAAUAAAAAUCCAAGAAUCGCUGUUAAUAAAUCUCAAUUGCGCCCAAAGAAUGAUAAAGAAGAAAGUGAUUCUGAUAUAGAAUUUGUUGAUAUUAAACCAAAUACUGAAUCCAAACCAAGAAAGCGUAUAUCAAGUAGAGAUUCUAAAGAUAGGAGACGUAGAUCACCACCUAGAAGACAUCACCGUUCUAGAAGUCCACUUCGUCAUAAAUCACGUUCAAAAACACCUGCAAUGGUUAGACCAAGAUCCCGUUCACGUUCUUUUGGGAGAUCUCGUUCAAGAUCUCAUUCGCCUUACUACAACCGUAAUAAUAAAUACUCUAGUCAUCGAAGGCGUUACAGAAGCAGAGAAAGAGAUGAAUCAUACAGAAGAAAAAUUUCCCCUCCACCAAAUGUGCAUUCUAUGCACUCUAUGUCGGGUUAUGUCUCAGGACAUCCACAUCCUAGAAUGUUUUAUGCUGCACCUUAUAUGUCUUUCCCAAGACCGUUUAUGAGGUACCCUUCAACUAAUCAACCUAGGUUCUACUCUCCAGAUAUAUAUUCAGCCGAAUAUCAUACACAAAAAGAAAGAGGUACGAGUAAAAGAAAAAGAUUGAUACAAGAAUACGAAAAGGCUGUAGAAGAAAUGAAAAUUGAAAUGGAGAAGAAGUUAAGUUAUCAUGAAAAAAACCCUGAAAAUCAUCCAUUAUAUCCAGAGGAAUGGAAAAAGUUUUGGAAUCGGCGUUUUAAAGAAUUGCAAAUGGAGGGUAAAGAUCCAAAUACUUAUGAUUUUAAACCCGAAUGGAUCCUUUCAUGGAGUAAACSUACACAGGAAAUGCAUGAAGAGGAAAUCAAUGAAAAGAUGGAAAAACUAAAAAAUAAAAUACUUGGUGAUAUUAAUAUGGAUAAAAGUUCUUCAGAAUCGCCUUCCAGAGAUUCUCCACCUUUAAAAGAUAAAAAGUCGAUGAUUGAUUCAAAACCUAGUUGGCACAAUAUUCCAGUUUCAGAAGUUUUUGAAAGGGAUUCUGAUGUUAUAAUUAACAAACCAUCUAACGAUAAAAAACCUCGAGUUGCUGGGGCAUCUCCUAUUAAUUCAGAUUCAGAGGAUUCGAUAAAUGAAAUCAAUGACCAUAAUAAACCUAGGGAAAAGAUAAAAAUUGAAAAUCCAUUAAAUGUUAUUACCGUUCUAAGACAAUUGAGUGUAUUGGAAAGUCAAUUAGGUUUAUUAGCACCUAAAAUAGUAGAUUUGUUGUCUAAAGGUCUUGUGAUGGAAAAAAUUGAACCCAAAUCCUCAAUUAAGCUGCUGACUCCAGACAAUUGUGUGAUGUUUGAAACCGUAAAGGAAAAACUCAAAGGACAACUUUUAGCAGGUGUUGUCAAAAGGAGUUUGGUAAAUGCUACUAUGUUCUCUAUUCGCAACAUUGAAAAAUUGAUGCAGUUAGCCCCUAAGUUUAUACCAACAUCAAGCAUGUUAAACUCUACGCCUCCGUCCAUACCCACGCCUAUACCCACAACCAUACCCACAACUGUACCUAUAUCUAAAACUGCUCCAAUUAUAGUGCCCGGAGUUGGAGUUAUUGAUAAAAUGGCUAUUGCUCAACAAAUAACUCAAGCAUUACUAGCACAAGGUAGAGUGGAUUUAUCACAGAAUGAUCUAGAAACUCUCAUAAAUGCUGUUGUGGGUAUGGCACAGUCAGGAGAUAAUAUUCAAGGGGCAAAGAACUUAUUAGCAAACAUAAAUAAUGGAGAUAUGUUAAAAACUGCUUAUGAAGAAGUUGAAAAAAAGGAAGAAAUUGAAAAGAUAAAUUUAGACCAACUAUCUCAGGGUGACAUCAUUAACUUAUUGAAAAAUUUUAGAGACUUGAAUACUGAUGAACAAGAUGGACUUAUAACUUAUUUAAAAAAGUUGGGAGAAAAAAAACCAGAAGAGGUUAAAAAAUUGAGAAAGUACAUCGACAUGGGACCAUCUAACUUAAAAGAAGUUAGUUCUAUGUUUAAAGAUGAUGAUGAUGAUGAUGACAAUUAUGAACUAUCAGACGUUUGUAAGGCUGUUAAGGAAAAAGUUAGUGAUCAGAAAGAUGGAGACGUAAACAACAUGGCUGUUAAUUUUGAAAUUACUGAAGAGCAACAGAAACUUUUAAGUAGUAUAAAACAUUUUUUACCAGAAAUAAAAUCUGAUUAUAGUUUGGAACCUACAAACACUCAAAUUCAAACAACUCCUGACCAAUCUUAUUACAAAAGUCCUAACAUUGAACCUCAGACUACUUCUUAUUCUUUAGAUCCAUAUUCAGCUAAAAAUAAUGACACUAAUUAUUCUCCACAGCCAUCAACAUCCACUACAUUUUUAACAGACCAACCUGAAAAAUACAAUAUUCCUCUAGAAAAGCCUAAUAAAUACAAUAAACCCCAAGAACAGCCUAAUAAAUACAGUAAACCACAAGAUCAACUUAAAAAAUACAAUAAAAAUCAAGAACAAUCUAGUAAAUAUAAUGUACCUCAAGAACCGCCUAAUAAAUACAUGGCGCAAGAACAACCCAGUAAAUACAAUAUGUCACAAGGGCCACCUAAUAAAUAUGAUAUAAAUUCUCAAGAGUUGCCUAAUAAAUUUAAUGUACCUCAAGAGCCGACUAAUAAAUAUAUAUCUCCAGAACCGAUUAAUAAAUAUAUGUCUCAAGAGCUGCCAAAUAUGUAUAAUAUACCUCAAGAGGAACCCAAUGAAUAUAAUACUUCUGAAGUGCAAUCUAAUGAGUAUGAUAUAUCUCCAGAGAAACCUGAUCCGUAUUCAGCUAACCAAGUAGAUAAUUACAAUGAUCCUUAUUCACAAAAUCGAAGUAAUAAUUAUUACCAUGGGCAACAUCAGGAUUCUUAUACUAAAUAUCAUCAAAAUGCUUCCAGUUAUUAUAAAGGUAAAAAUUCUUAUAAAACUAAUAAUACUUAUCCCGACACAUACCAAGGAACGCCUAGAGAAAAUAAUAGGAACAAUCGAUUCAAUCGUGGUCAAAAUAACCGAUUUCAAGGCAGACGGUAAAUUGAAUAAAUAGAUUUUAUAUUAAUUAAUUAAAUUGAUUGUUUUAGAGCCUAAUUAAGAUUUUAUAUGUUCAUUAAAAAUUAUGCAACAUUUUAUGUUCUAUAAGUAUUUAAAUAUUUUAUUGUGUAAAGAUCAAUGAUUUUCUCAUCAUAAUUGUUCAGUAAUUAACUUAUUUUUAAUAAAAUACUUCAUUAUUUUUCAUUAUUGUAUUAUUUUGUUUUUCAAUAACUUGUGUCAAAGUUGAAAACAUCCUAUGCAAA